AGCGGCCUGGAGAGUCACGUGAGGGAGGGCGGUGGAGGUGGAGGUUUUUCUCCGCUGGUUUUUCAUCUCUAUGAUUGUCAGAGGCGGGCUGCUUUGACCCGAGAACGUUGGCAACCCUGCUGCGGACAGGAUGUUUCGUCUUAACUCCCUUUCUGCAUUGGCAGAACUGGCUCUCGGCUCUCGAUGUUACCAUGGGGGAUCACAGCCUACCCAGAUGAGGCGACGACUCAUGACAGUGGCUUUCCUGGGAGCAUCUGCAGUCACUGCAAGUACUGGUCUCCUGUGGAAGAGGGCCCUUGCAGAAUCUCCACCAUCCGUUAACAACCUGAAGAGUGAAGUCGGUGAUAAAGGGAAGAAUAAGGAUGAAGAAGUUGGUAACAAUGAAAAAAAAGCUGCAGAUGUUUGUCUUGAGUCUCAUCCAGAAGAGAAAAAGAAGAAACGUUCUGGAUUCAGAGACAGAAAAGUGAUGGAAUAUGAGAAUAGGAUUAGAGCAUAUUCUACGCCAGACAAAAUCUUCAGAUAUUUUGCCACCUUGAAAGUAAUCAAUGAACCUGGUGAAUCUGAAGUGUUCAUGACUCCACAAGAUUUUGUGCGAUCCAUAACACCAAAUGAAAAACAACCAGAACAUUUGGGUCUUGAUCAAUAUACAAUAAAACGCUUUGAUGGAAAGGAUUUCUGGCAGACAGAGAAAAUUGCCCAGGAACGAGAAAAAUUUGCUGAUGAAGGCAGUAUAUUUUACACACUUGGAGAAUGUGGACUCAUAUCUUUUUCGGACUACAUUUUCCUUACAACUGUUCUUUCCACUCCUCAGAGAAAUUUUGAAAUCGCCUUCAAGAUGUUUGACUUGAAUGGAGAUGGAGAAGUAGAUAUGGAGGAAUUUGAACAGGUUCAGAGCAUCAUCCGCUCCCAAACCAGUAUGGGUAUGCGUCACAGAGAUCGUCCUACUACUGGUAACACCCUCAAGUCUGGCUUGUGUUCAGCCCUUACGACCUACUUCUUUGGAGCUGAUCUUAAGGGGAAGCUGACGAUCAAAAACUUCCUUGAAUUUCAGCGUAAACUUCAGCACGAUGUUCUGAAACUAGAGUUCGAACGCCAUGACCCUGUGGAUGGGAAAAUUACUGAGAGGCAGUUUGGUGGCAUGCUGCUGGCCUACAGUGGGGUGCAGUCCAAGAAGUUGACCGCCAUGCAGAAGCAGCUUAAGAAGCAUUUCAAAGAAGGAAAGGGUCUGACAUUUCAGGAAGUGGAGAACUUCUUUACUUUCCUAAAGAAUAUUAAUGAUGUGGACACUGCAUUAAGCUUUUACCAUAUGGCUGGGGCAUCUCUUGAUAAAGUGACCAUGCAGCAGGUGGCCAGGACCGUGGCCAAAGUGGAACUCUCGGACCACGUGUGUGAUGUGGUGUUUGCGCUCUUCGACUGCGACGGCAAUGGGGAGCUGAGCAAUAAGGAAUUUGUUUCCAUCAUGAAGCAGCGGCUGAUGAGAGGCCUCGAGAAGCCCAAAGACAUGGGCUUCACCCGCCUCAUGCAGGCCAUGUGGAAAUGUGCACAGGAAACUGCCUGGGACUUCGCUUUGCCUAAACAGUAACACAAAACUGCAGGAGGGACCUCCUCCUCCACCUAGAGCACCCUGACCCCUGAGACAGAGCCUUGGCACAACCCUUCCGGCUGCUGCUUCUGGAAGUAGUGCUCCCUUCCUCUUGGGAAUGAUCUCAGGAUUCAGCCAGUCUCCCCUCUCCCCCCUUCCCCUGGCUCGGCAUUUCUUCUAGGCUCUGCUUCUGCCCAGUGAUCAUCCCCACAGGUUCUCAGAAACAUGAACAAGUCCUAAAAAGUCAGACUUCUGGCACCUUCCUCAGCACUAUGCCUUCAAGCACCCUAUGGAUAAAGAAUGCAGGGAACCAUCCACAUACCUGCCAACCCUGGCGACCGCUCAGUUCUUCAGUCCUUUUUGCUGUGGAUUUACAUUGGGAGCAUUCCUUGCUUUUCCUCCCACUGGUGACUUUAAGCCACAAGUUGGGCAGAUGUCUGAAGGGCAGAAGGAAGACUGUGAUGAAGGGUCAUGGGGAGGGGUCGGGUGGCCUGAGCUGGAGGGAAGCCUGGGCCAGGGAAACGACCCAUGUUGGUCCCCAGGGUGGCUUCGAGGCCUGCUCCGGGCAGGUGAUAUGCGCAGCGGGAAUGGAGCAGGGUUUGGAAUUUCGAUCAGCUGCUUCACGGCUCUGAGGCUCCCUGAGAGGACUCCGCCAGCACUCGGUGCCUGACGAGCAGCAGUGAUUGAGUCCGUGUUCCCCGCAAGUGCCAUUUCCCUCCAGGAGUGCGUCUCUGAAGCCGAGGCCUGGCUCACACCCGGUCUGCCCGCUGUCUUAAACACUUGUAAAAUAUCACUUUAAUUAUAACAGUUUGCAGUAAACUCCCCCCCCCAACCC
Molecule: messenger RNA, 2417 nt
Organism: Lontra canadensis (Northern American river otter)
Lineage: Eukaryota; Metazoa; Chordata; Mammalia; Carnivora; Mustelidae
Gene: MICU1
Product: mitochondrial calcium uptake 1
Exons: 14
Coding region: 131-1582 (483 amino acids)
Biological process (GO): mitochondrial calcium ion homeostasis; calcium import into the mitochondrion
Cellular component (GO): uniplex complex
Molecular function (GO): calcium ion binding
Source: RefSeq, a predicted model, not a curated record